AUGAAUUUUUCUGGAAAGCAAUCGUUGGAUAAAUGGAAUGAUAUUAUACGAGAAGUUAGAUUUCUUCGGUCUAUUCAACAUCCUCAAAUAGUUCGAUUCAAGGCUUGUUUUUUGAAGGAACAGACAUGCUGGUUGGUUAUGGAGUACUGUGUAGGCUCUGCUGCAGAUAUUCUCAAAGUUUACAAAAAGCCAUUUUUGCAAGUAGAAAUUGCUGCCAUAUGUCAACAAACAUUGCAAGGGAUUGCUUAUCUACAUGGAAUUAAACGUAUACAUAGAGAUGUAAAAGCUGGAAAUAUUUUAAUGACUGAUUGUGGACAAGUUAAACUUGCAGAUUUGGGAAGUGCAUCUCUUACUUCUCCAGCACAAACCUUUGUUGGGAGUCCUUAUUGGUGA
Meloidogyne enterolobii is the source of this 393-nucleotide messenger RNA. NCBI's taxonomy places the organism in Eukaryota, Metazoa, Nematoda, Chromadorea, Rhabditida, Meloidogynidae. The record is from the annotation of a GenBank genome assembly.